Messenger RNA from Penicillium griseofulvum, 930 nucleotides. RefSeq lists its product as uncharacterized. Bases 1 to 930 code for a protein of 309 amino acids. The transcript is spliced from 3 exons. The record is from RefSeq and is a predicted model, not a curated record. NCBI's taxonomy places the organism in Eukaryota, Fungi, Ascomycota, Eurotiomycetes, Eurotiales, Aspergillaceae.
AUGUCGAAAACAUUUACAGGAACGUCGAACUUUACCCUUCCGCGAAUAUACACCCUACCUCCCACGGAUUUCUUGGUCGAUUGUCGACCUCUUGAGCUAGAUGAGGAUGGCAAACACCUUGAAACCCCAGCUUCCGAUCCCUCCAGUCCGAUUUUCUUUGAACCACAGGGUGCUGCAUGGGUUCCCGAUGUUUGUGAAACCGACCCUAAAGUCACGGCAGACUUGAGGAAAAUCACUGAUGGAUGGGAGAACGCCAAAAAUGACCCCUUAGUUCGGAGCCUUCAUUCCCAGGUCUGGUUUGUCUUUUUGGGCCUGGAGCGGAUGUUCUUCCAGUUCCGCCGAGAGUUCGACCAGGGAGAUGUAGCACUAUCGGUUAUCGCCGAUAAAUUCUACCCAUCUAUUUGGGGAUCGAUGCGAUGCUCGCCGGCCGCUGCCUUUGUGCCGAAGGAGUUGUUAUAUCCUGAAGGAAGACCCCCACACACUCUAAUCCACACCUUGAUUGAACACGAGCCUUGCGAAACGCUGACCCGGGCAGAGGUGAUGAUCCUUACCGCAAUUAUGAUAACGCGACUAGAAGGCGAGGGUUGCUUAGAGUAUAACACUAUUCCAGUUAUGGCUAUCACGAUCUUCGGGCAAAUGAAGGCCCGAGUAAUCGAAGCCCAUUGCACCCCGCAAGUUCUAGUCAUCAAGAAGACGGACCUUCUUGAUUUUUCGACUAACAAAGUCGCAAACAAGAAUAUGGACAUUCUGCUUGGAUUUAUGUGUGCCGACCUCGUCGAAAAUGCCGGAGAGCCCACAGUUCCCACGGAGACCCCAAAGGUUUGUAAUACCGAUACAGUUGACCUGGGAAACAUGCCGACCAUGAAUCAGAACUCACGAAACACCGACCCAGAGGUAGAGGGAGGGCAUUCACAGAGAGUGGGCCAAUAA